GACGAGCUGCGAUGAUUGUUUCUGAAAGAGCUUUUGAGUUUUGUUUUACUUUGGAUUUACGUUUCGGUCAUUAAGAGGGAUUUUUCUCUAUUUCUUGGUCUUUCUUUUCUUUUCAGGACUGUUUUGUCCGAUCGGUGAUUCAAUUUUCUGGCGUUGACGCACUGACGUGUUUUUUUGCUUUGUACAUCACGUUCGUUGUUCAACUUCAAUCAGCUUCAAUUCUGUACGUGAUCCAGGAAUAUUCUGGCAUUUAUAAGCUGGAUUUAUAAGUUGCGUGAUUGUGGUUCCCAUCGAGGUACCACUGACGAUCAUUAUGUUCCCGGCCUUUGUCUUGUCUUCUUGGGUCUACCUUCUUUGGUGAUCGAUUGUGGACCCUUCGUCAGCGAAGUCGACAUUUAAUUGUUUCCGUCUAUUAUUAUUAUUCUGGUUAUGUCAGUGGAGGGCUUACUAAAAACGAUCGCUUCGAUCUAGGAUGUCCUUAUUCAAACAUGUGCGAACUCGCCAAGUUAGCAAAACAUUCCUUAAUGAAUCGUUUGUGACGGAUCUCACAUCACGACACAUACCUGCCUUGUUGAAAGAAAGAGAACUUUCAUUGGGAAGGACAGAUAAAGUUUUCGCAUCACAGUGGCUAGACGACAAGAAAGUAGUUUGUGGUACAAAAUCAAAUGAGCUUCUUGUGCUGGACAUGUUAUCAGACAGGAGUUUCUCCAUUCCUGUUUUGGAGGGAAGCCCUAACAGUGAGAUUCCUGAAUCCAACUGUGGAAUACACAGUAUAAGAAUAAGUCCUGCAAGAACAUUGUUAGCUACAAGUGGUCAAAACCCAAAUCAUUUGGCAGUGUACAGAUUACCAACAUUUGAUCCAAUGUGUGUAGGGGAGGGACAUACUGACUGGAUAUUUUCUGUGGAGUGGAUUGAUGAUUUUCACUUAGCAACAGGAUCAAGAGAUGGUAGCAUUGCAUUAUGGUGUGUUCAGGAUUCAGCCAGCCUUUCAGGAGAUAACCAGUUUAAACUUUGUGUCAAAUCCCCUGCCAACAAACUCUGCAGUGCUCUACCUCAGGCCUAUGGCAAAGACAAGAUAAGAGACCUUGUCUAUGAGAGAAACUCACAGACUCUAGUUGCUUUAUCUGCACGUGGAUAUGUACAGCUCUGGGACAUGAAUACAUGCCAAGUGAAAAGUGCAUUCUCACUGAAAUAUCCCGUGGAAACAGUAUGUCUGGCACUGGAAAAAGACAACAAACUGUUUGCGGUUGGCUCUCAGUCACAUGUGUCUUUUUACGAACCAAGGUGUGGCACAGCUGUAGGAUAUAUUGGCUCACGUGACCCAGGAGCAGGUGUGCGUUCUUUGAGUUUCCGGGAUCUUCUCUUGACUGUUGGUACAGGUUUUGGGUCUUUGUUCUUCUUUGAUAUGAGAGCUUAUCAGUUCUUGGGACGAGCGGACAACGAUGCAAUGAUUUGCUUCAAGUCAGGAAAAGGCUGGCUGCGUGACGACCCGCAGGAUGCAUAUGACUACAUGUUUGAGCACACUCUGGUCUGCCGUAGCAAUGCUAUUUACACCCAUUGUUAUGAUCCUACUGGAACCAAACUCUUCGCGGCCGGGGGACCACUUUCCCUUGUCUACUACGGUAACUAUGCCGCCCUCUGGGAAUAACACGGAACCAUUGAAUUCCUGAAAUUGCUAAUCCUGCCGCCUCGGUAACAGAAUUUUCAUCCUACCAGCGUGCACUAUGAACUGGGAACAAAUGCGUCUUGACUGGAGCCCAUCGCACAAAGAAAUGCGUCCCUGUUAGACAGAGUGUGAAUUUACAAUUUACACUAAAAUCCGAUGGCAGCUUACCAUUGCUGUUCAAAUUAUCUUAAUGACCAGUUCCUCCGUAGAUGAAUUAUUGGCAGGAAUGGUUGAAACCUCAAGAAAUAAGGUUUUAAUUAUUACACACACCUUAGUCUUAUGGGGAUUUUUUUCUGAGUACUACAUAUAGCAGAUGAAAGGAACUUGGGUGAAGCUCAGACUCGAAGAAGUGACAACCGUUGAAUAAAUUUUUGCAGAAUUUCUAGACUACAAA
This is a messenger RNA of Orbicella faveolata, 2060 nucleotides long. Its product is annotated as DDB1- and CUL4-associated factor 12-like. Gene Ontology annotation, cellular component: Cul4-RING E3 ubiquitin ligase complex. The record is from RefSeq and is a predicted model, not a curated record. Gene Ontology annotation, molecular function: protein binding. Lineage: Eukaryota; Metazoa; Cnidaria; Anthozoa; Scleractinia; Merulinidae.